Loa loa (African eye worm) is the source of this 460-nucleotide messenger RNA. RefSeq names its product helix-loop-helix DNA-binding domain-containing protein. The transcript has 2 exons. NCBI's taxonomy places the organism in Eukaryota, Metazoa, Nematoda, Chromadorea, Rhabditida, Onchocercidae. The record is from RefSeq and is a predicted model, not a curated record. The coding region runs from base 141 to 359 and encodes 72 amino acids.
AUCACUCCAAGCUUCUUUACCAUCAUCAUCACGAACUGCUACAAGUACGAUCAGUCAGAAAGCUGAGAUGGAACAAUUUUUAGAACGAUAUACAAAGGAAAGGGCACGUCAGGAUUACCGUUUUUGGGUUAUGGCGAAAAAUGAUGCAACCACUGAUGGAGACAUUAAUCGAAAGACUUAGUCAACUACCGUCGGAUAGAGCCUUAGCUGAAACGAGUAACUGGUUGCAGGCGAAUUUCCAACUGUCCACUGUGAGAACGAAUGCUUCAUCGAUGUUAAUAUAUUUGGCAACACAUGCCGGUAUGUUGAACGAUCCGAAUGCACUGCAAGAAUACAUUCAAAAGGAAUUGUCGCAAUAAUAAAUGUAACAGACUAUGUCAUCUGAUUGACAUUAUCAUAGAUCGAAUUUCUAACCAUUGUUAAAUGAUGCAGUAAUAGGUCAUCCAAAUUUGGUAGGCAG